This is a messenger RNA of Triticum dicoccoides, 877 nucleotides long. RefSeq names its product GRF1-interacting factor 3-like. NCBI's taxonomy places the organism in Eukaryota, Viridiplantae, Streptophyta, Magnoliopsida, Poales, Poaceae. Bases 65 to 652 code for a protein of 195 amino acids. The transcript has 4 exons. The record is from RefSeq and is a predicted model, not a curated record.
AUCCAACAACCGAGAAGGAGGAGGAGGGAGGGAGGGAGGGAGCGAGCGAGCGAGAGUGCUGACGAUGCAGCAGGCGAUGUCCUUGCCCCCGGGAGCGGUCGGCGCGGUGUCCCCGCCGGCCGGCAUCACCACCGAGCAGAUCCAAAAGUAUUUGGAUGAAAAUAAGCAACUUAUUUUGGCCAUCCUUGAAAAUCAGAACCUAGGAAAGUUGGCUGAAUGUGCUCAAUAUCAAGCUCAGCUCCAAAAGAAUCUCUUGUAUCUAGCUGCUAUCGCGGAUGCCCAACCACCACAGAACCCUGCAAGUCGCCCCCAGAUGGUGCAGCAGCCUGGUAGUAUGCAAGGUGCAGGGCAUUACAUGUCACAAGUACCAAUGUUCCCUCCAAGAACGCCUUUAACCCCACAGCAGAUGCAAGAGCAGCAGCAAGCCCAGGCCCUUUCUUUCCCCGCCCAGAUGGUCAUGAGACCAGGCACCAUCAACGGCAUGCAGCUGCCUAUGCAAGCAGCCGGCGACCUCCAGCCAGCAGCAGCACCUGGAGGUAGCAAGCAGGACGCCGUAGUGGCUGGGGCCAGCUCGGAACCAUCUGGCACCGAGAGCCACAAGAAGGCGGGAGCAGAAAAGGAGGUGAGCGCUGAUGUAGCAGAACAAUCCUAAGCUGUUAGUGUUAGGCAAACAUAACGCCAUGUAUUAUGUAUACUAUAAGAAAGAAAGAAAGCUCGUCUUAUCUGUCGUUUAGAACAAGCUUUUAGAUUGAUGAUGAUGAUGAUGAUGAUGAUGAUGAUGAUGGUGUGUUCUGUCCGGGAUUGUUAUCUCACUCACUUUAAAUUGUUGUAGGCUUGUACUAGCAAUUGUGGAAUAACUCGCCAGCCCGUUGUCCAA